This is a messenger RNA of Arachis ipaensis, 1425 nucleotides long. RefSeq lists its product as uncharacterized. The record is from RefSeq and is a predicted model, not a curated record. NCBI's taxonomy places the organism in Eukaryota, Viridiplantae, Streptophyta, Magnoliopsida, Fabales, Fabaceae.
AUGCGAAUUUCUGAUCUUCAUCCGGAGGUCCACUUGCACGCCAUUAAAAGCGGCCUCCACCCUGGCAAAUUCCAAGAAGCUAUUGCAGUAGCCAAGCCAAAGACUCUGGCCGAGUUUAGGGAGAAGGCCAAAGGGCAGAUAGAUAUCGAAGAGCUCCGUCAAGCACGACGAGCAGAAAAGUCGGCCUUCGCAAAAGACGAUGAUAAACCUCGGGAGAGCAAGAAAAGUUUCAAACUCGUGCCCCGCUACGAGUCCUACACUCAGUUCAACACAAAGAGAGAAGACAUUAUGAAGGAGAUAUUAAAUUCCAAGUUAAUUAAGCCUCCCCGUAAGGCUGGCAGUUACCCUGAGCCAAAAAAUAUUGAUAAAUCCAAAUACUGCACCUUUCACCAAAAACAUGGCCACAUCACCGAUGAAUGUGUGAUUACUAAAGAUCUCCUGGAGUGCUUAGCGCGGCAAAGACAUCUUGAUAAAUUCAUUGCAGGACACAUGCAGAAACAUCAAAUUCCAAACUCCGACCAACCUGCAACAGCUUCGUCGUCCAAAGAGAAAGACAAAACCCCGGCUCAGCCUAGAGGGGUGAUUAACUGUAUUUCAGGAGGUUACACCGGCGGAGGAGAGACAAACUCGGCAAGAAAGCGCACAUACAGAGCUAUGUUGGCAGUUGAACAAUCUGCCAGCAAUCCUCAACCAACCCCAGACGUCCCUGAAAUGACUUUCGGCUGUGCUGAUUUCAAAUUCGACCACGUCAACUUUGACGAUCCCGUGGUGAUCUCAAUUCAAUUGGGAGACCUUAUAGUUCGGAAAGUGUUACUUGAUCCAGGAAGCAGCGCCGAUGUGCUAUUCUUUGCCACAUUCCAGAAAAUGAAGCUCAUCACUCAUAUUCUACAGACUUACUCGGGAGAUCUAGUCGGAUUUUCAGGGGAGCGAGUCCCUGUGCUAGGAUCAGUGUGGUUACAAACCAUACUCGGUGAGCAGCCAUUAACUAAGACACAAGAUAUACAAUAUCUUGUAUUCGAUUGCUUUAGUCCUUACAAUCUUAUAUUGGGGAGACCUUUUUUAAAUAGAUUUGCUGCUAUUGUUUCAACUCUUCAUCUUUGUAUCAAGUUUCCUGUACAGGACAACAUAGUUGCAACUGUUCAUGGUGAUCUGCAUGAAGCUCGGCAAUGCUACAAUAUCAGCCUUAAGCUGAUUAAAAGAAGCAGUCAGGCGCGUGUCAAUUCAAUACAAUCUGGACAACCAAUGCUAACCGAGCUUGAUCUAAGGGCCGACUUUGAAGAUCGCCCUACACCAAACAAAGAUCUGACAAAAGUUAUCCUCUCCGAGGAUCCAACCAAGUUCACCUUUAUCGGAACAUCCAUCAACAAUGAUGAAAAACAAAAGCUGAUCAAUUGCUUACGUCAGAAUGCUGACCUAUUUGCUUAG